AUGAGUUCGACUAACGUUGUUUCGACGAUCAUCAAAUCUGGUUUUAAUUCUAGUCUUUUACCUGGUAUAAUUCUCAAACGUCAAACAUCUGAUCUUUUGUUAGCCGAUCUGAACAAUUUUUUGGUUUAUUUGAAACGCAUCUGUGCAUUUAUUCUCGGUUUUACAUCUUUGAAUUCGAUUGACAUCGAUCGAUUCUUUGCUGAUCAAUCAUCAUACGAUUCGGUUGAAAGAUUCGUUGCUGAUAGUCGAUGUCAAGUCUUAUUCGUCUCGCAAAUAAAUCCAUUUAAUGAAUAUUCAUCGUUAAUUAAAAGAGAUGUUAGUGCCGAUGUUUCAACAUCAAUAGUCACUUCAUCUUCUUCCUCGUCGUCGUUGAAUCGCUAUGCAUUGUCGAACGAAAUUCAUGAUAUUAAUCCUAAGUGCUUAUUACUUGUUGUGCUCAAGCGGGUUCCAACGAUUGUCAAUGACAAAAACUAUCACACACAGCUUCAAAUCAUCGAUUUUAUUGAUUCAAAUCAUCAGAAAGCAUUAUUUGGUGAAUUACUCGAUGGACAAUGUAUUAAUUUACCAGAAAUAAUUCUAAAAACACAUGUUGUUUCUGCUCAAAAUAUUGAAAAUUUGAUCGGUAAUGUAAUUCAAGAAUCGAUGAAUAUUAAAAACAACGAUCAAUUAAAAAGUCAUUUACCAAAAAUCUGUUCACAUCUGGUUGUUCUUGAGUUGUGUACAACAUUUCUUUAUCCAACAUUUGAUGAACAAGAUUUAUUACUUUAA
Molecule: messenger RNA, 768 nt
Organism: Rotaria sp. Silwood1
Lineage: Eukaryota; Metazoa; Rotifera; Eurotatoria; Philodinida; Philodinidae
Source: the annotation of a GenBank genome assembly